This is a messenger RNA of Caenorhabditis briggsae, 1320 nucleotides long. It is a transcript of the gene Cbr-oxy-4, whose product is annotated as Protein CBR-OXY-4. Gene Ontology annotation, molecular function: 4 iron, 4 sulfur cluster binding. Gene Ontology annotation, biological process: iron-sulfur cluster assembly. The record is from RefSeq and is a predicted model, not a curated record. Bases 1 to 1320 code for a protein of 439 amino acids. Gene Ontology annotation, cellular component: cytosolic [4Fe-4S] assembly targeting complex. Lineage: Eukaryota; Metazoa; Nematoda; Chromadorea; Rhabditida; Rhabditidae. The transcript is spliced from 6 exons.
AUGGAAGACUCGGGGUUCAGUGGCGUUGUACGACUGUCCAAUGUGUCGGAUUUUAUUGCUCCGAACUUGGACUGCAUAAUUCCAUUGGAGACUCGAACGGUUGAGAAGAAAAAUGAAGAGCCGCAGGUCAACAUUCGAGCGAAAAAGACGAAAAACGAAGAAAAUAAGCCAAAAGAGGACAAGAAAUCGGUGAAAAUCUCUCUAGCGGACUGCCUGGCUUGUAAUGGAUGUAUCACGAGUGCCGAGACGGUUCUUGUUGAGGAACAAUCGUUUGGAAGGCUUUUGGAGGGAAUUCGAAAUUCCAAAAUGGCAGUUAUCACUAUCAGUCCGCAGACUAUAACGUCCUUAGCGGUUAAGCUAGAGAAAACCCCGGAAGACUUGGCCAAACUGAUCGCAUCCUUCUUCCGCCGCCACGGUGUCAAAUACGUUCUCGAUUCGUCAUUCGCUCGCCAAUUCGCACAUUCUCUAGCUUAUGAGGAACUCCUUUUAACACCAUCCACCUCGAGACCCCUACUCUCAUCCGCCUGCCCUGGAUUCGUUUGUUACGCUGAGAAGAGCCACGGAGAGCUUUUGAUUCCAAAGAUCAGUAAAAUCCGAUCACCUCAAGCGAUCAGUGGAGCAAUAGUGAAGGGAUAUCUAGCGAAAAAAGAGGGUCUGAGCCCUUGUGAUGUGUUCCAUGCUGCUGUUAUGCCAUGUUUCGAUAAGAAGCUGGAACAUCGAGGGAACAGUUUAGGUACGGCGGAGUUACUGGAAGAGCUUGUCAAGGAAGAAGGCGUGGCAGAAGACGUAGAAGAAGAGGAAGAGAACAACUGGACGACUUCUUUAUCGAGAGGCAUCAUCAUUGGAGAGGAUGGAGGUGCAUCCGGCGGCUAUGCAGACCGCAUCGUUCGAGAUUUCGUCGCUCAGAAUGGAGGAAUCGUGAAGACGUCGAAAUUAAACAAGAACAUGUUCUCCACCACCGUCGAAUCGACAACCACCGGAGAGAUUGUGCUCCGUGUAGCCAAAGUAUACGGUUUCCGGAAUGUUCAAAAUCUGGUUCGAAAGAUGAAGACGAAAAAGGAGAAGACUGACUACGUGGAAGUGAUGGCUUGUCCAGGAGGAUGUGCCAAUGGAGGAGGUCAAGUACGAUACGAAACAAUGGACGAGAGGGAGAAACGACUGGCUCAGGUGGAGGAGCUCUAUGAAGCAUUGCCACGUGGAAAUAGCUGGGAGGAGAGCGUUCGAGAAGAGUGGAAGCGACUAGAUACAAACUACAAAAAUCUAUUGUUCACUGAUUAUAAACCUGUAGAGACUAAUGUUGCUCAAACUUUGAAGUGGUGA